This is a messenger RNA of Botrytis porri, 876 nucleotides long. RefSeq lists its product as uncharacterized. The coding region runs from base 1 to 876 and encodes 291 amino acids. The record is from RefSeq and is a predicted model, not a curated record. NCBI's taxonomy places the organism in Eukaryota, Fungi, Ascomycota, Leotiomycetes, Helotiales, Sclerotiniaceae. The transcript has 2 exons.
AUGAGUCGACCACAACACGCGUUACUCCAAGUCCCAUCUCACAGUCAUUACUAUACUGCGGAAAUCAGUUUCAAUCGGAGAUAUCAGUCAUCAUUAGUGCCAUGUCCGACGACUGUACUCAAGUCACAAUAUUCCAAGGAGUUCAAGUCUUCAGUUGUGCUUCUGCAUCUCGGUCUGUUUUACGAGCCAACUGCUACUACCGUUUUCUCAACUAAGACUGCGAUCCCUGUGCAAGCUACCGGUGCUCAGCGCCGCGAACUAUUGACGCUUGGUGAUAAGGGUUUCGCAGUAUCAGGGCUCGUCUCAUCAUUGAACUUGGGAGCUAUUGAGCCAUCUCCUGCGCCAAUUCCAGACAUUACUCUAUUCAAACCACAUGCUGUAGUUUUUCCCGGGUUAGUUGCUACUGAAACCGAUGGUCAGCCCAUUCAAGCAAUAGUCCGCCGUGGUACCGAAGAAGAAUCUGCUGUUGAUAUACCCACCUUUACUACUCUGUCAUCAGGUAAACCCCCUGUUUCCACCCAGAACUCCCCAGCAACGAUCACAGCGCGCCAGAAUAUUACGGCGCUUACCCUGAUUGGUUGUGGUACUGCACCAGGUGGUUUGAUCACAUGCGCUCGAACUACAUUCAACAAUUGCGUUAGUUUAGCAGGUGGUCAGACAUGCAAUGGGCGGAUUCCUUCGCCUACUUCCACUACCAAUGAAGUUCAAUCGUUCCUCUGGGUUGCUCCAACCACAUUGCAAAGAGGAGGAGAUACCAUAACUACAAAACUGAUCUCAGGGUUGUUUCGCACAACUCUUCAAGCUCGCGCAUCUCUUGCACCGAGAUCCCUAGUGCCCUUCACGGAGACUUUAAGGAUGAUGAUAGGUAGAUUUUAG